This is a messenger RNA of Nicotiana tabacum (common tobacco), 880 nucleotides long. RefSeq lists its product as uncharacterized. The record is from RefSeq and is a predicted model, not a curated record. NCBI's taxonomy places the organism in Eukaryota, Viridiplantae, Streptophyta, Magnoliopsida, Solanales, Solanaceae.
ACUACUUUCUCAUAUGAAAGUAAUGGGCGGUCCAAUGGUGAUGGUAAUUGAAUACUUAGAGUCGUCAUUGUCCAGAGAUCUUCUCUGCAAAUUCCCCGACAACUCCGCUUACGAUUUCGACUAUUCUCAGAGCUCCAUUUGGUCCCCUUUGGUCCCUCCUCCUCUGUCAUCUUCCAACGACCGUAGUCUCAGUUUGGGUCUUUCCAGAAAGUUGUCGUACGAGGAAGAAGCAGCCGCCAGCGGCGGAGUCAUCGGCUGUAUCAAGAGGAAGUUCUCUAAUGUUUUGUUUGAUAAUCUGAAAAUACACCACAAGUUGAAGAAGAGAAAGAGGAAGGGCUUUGAUUUUUCUCCUGUCCCAUCUUCUUCUAAGCUUACCACCACUACUACAACGCCAAGAAAGGGAUGGGCUAAGGUGCUGAAAGCAGCUUCUAAACAUUUCAAGAAGAAAAGCGAAAAGAAAGACUCCAUAGGUCGUCUUAAUCUUUCCAACUGUUUAACUGAAAAUAGUCUUUCGCGGAGUUCUACGUAUCCAUAGUGUGUGUAAGUUUGUUUUACCCUUUGAUGUCCUCUGUAGGUCGACUCCAUAGGUCGUCUUAAUCUUUCCAACUGUUUAACUGAAAAUAGUCUUUCGCGGAGUUCUACGUAUCCAUAGUGUGUGUAAGUUUGUUUUACCCUUUGAUGUCCUCUGUAGGUCGACUCCAUAGGUCGUCUUAAUCUUUCCAACUGUUUAACUGAGAAUAGUCUUUCGCGGAGUUCUACGUAUCCAUAGUGUGUGUAAGUUUGUUUUACCCUUUGAUGUCCUCUGUAAUCGGGCAUCUUUUGAGGUGCUUCACGAGUUUUUCUGCAGUCUAAGGUGUACUUUUAUUAAUCCAUGUGAUGU